AUGGGUUAUAGUGUCGAAAAAAGGUUGCAACCAACUUUAGAUUUUCUUAAAUCAUUAGGUCUUACAGAAACUCACCUUCAAAAUGUAGCAUUAAAUUUCCCAGAAGUUUUAUGCCGAGAUGCCAACAAGAUUCUGAGUCCUAAUGUUACAUACCUAAGGACGCAUGGGUUUGAAUCGAGACAGAUAGCAGCUUUGGUGGCUGGUUACCCUCUUGUCUUGAUUAAGAGUACAACUAAUUCUUUAGGACCGAGGAUUAAGUUUUUGGAACAAGUGAUGGGAAGACGAAUUGAUGAAGCUGCUGAAUAUCCCGACUUCUUUAAGCAUGGUUUGAAGAAAAGAUUAGAGUUGAGGCAAAGACUUUUGAAGCAAAAGAAUCUAACUUGUAGCUUGAGUGAAAUGCUGGACUGUAACCAGAAGAAAUUUCUUCUGAAGUUUGGUUUUGUUGAGCACCUUGCCUAA
Fraxinus pennsylvanica is the source of this 459-nucleotide messenger RNA. Lineage: Eukaryota; Viridiplantae; Streptophyta; Magnoliopsida; Lamiales; Oleaceae. The record is from the annotation of a GenBank genome assembly.